Cheilinus undulatus (humphead wrasse) is the source of this 4420-nucleotide messenger RNA. RefSeq names its product oocyte zinc finger protein XlCOF6-like. Lineage: Eukaryota; Metazoa; Chordata; Actinopteri; Labriformes; Labridae. The record is from RefSeq and is a predicted model, not a curated record. Bases 49 to 2007 code for a protein of 652 amino acids. The transcript is spliced from 2 exons.
AGUCGAUUGAAAACAGCGAGGAACUUUACAGCUGAAUGAAUAACACAAAUGUUUUCAGUGGAGAAGUUUAGAGAUGUCAACGAGCGGCCAACUGCUGCAGCUGAGGAAAUCUGUGACGAUGCUACAAGAGCUGCCGACGAGGACGAGGCAGAGAUCAACCGUCAGGGCAGAAUGCUGGUUAUCAAACCUCUCAUCCUCUUACACAGAAUAGAUGUCUCACAGCAACAUGUGUGUAAGGAGGAGGAGGCUGAACAGCAGCUCUGUCACCAGGAGAGGAAGUCCAGUCUGGACCAGGAGGAGCCAGAGCCUCCACAGAUUAAAGAGGAGCAGGAGGAAGAGCAGCUCAAACAGGAGGAGACUGACAUGUUGAUAAUGACUCCUACUAAGGAGGAAAGUGAGAACAGAGAAACAGAUGGACAACAUGAACACCAGAUCCUUUCUCACAACUCUCAUGUUGCUGAGAAUCAAGAUCUCAGCAAGCAGAAAGACUCAGAGAUAAGUGUAAAAUCAAAACCAAGACAAAAGAGAGACAGAAAGCACACAGGUGUGAAGCCUUACUCCUGCAACACCUGUGGAAAAAGAUUCAGUCAGAAAUCACAUUUGAAACUGCACAAUCUUAUUCACACAGGUAGAAAGCUAUAUACCUGUGGUAGCUGUGAGAAAUCAUUCACAAAUAAAUCUACUUUUGACCGGCACAUAAAAAUCCAUACAGGUGAAAAACCACACACCUGCACAAUGUGCAAAAAAUCUUUCAUACUUAAAAGUAAUUUGACAGUUCACAUAAGAAGUCAUACAGGUGAGAGGCCUUUCUCCUGCAGCACCUGUGGAAGAAAAUUCUAUACAAAAUCACAACUGAAUCGGCACAUUCAUACUCACACAGGUACAAAGAUGUACACCUGUGAUACCUGUGAGAAAUCAUUCGCAAAUAAAUCUUAUUUGGACCACCAUGUAAAGAUCCAUACAGGUGAAAAACCACACACCUGCACAAUGUGCAACAAAUCUUUCAGACUAAAAAGUCAAUUGACAGUCCACAUGAGAAGACACACAGGUGAGAGGCCUUUCUCCUGCAGCACCUGUGGUAGAAGAUUCAGAUGGAAAUCAAAUUUGAAUAAGCACAUGCGUACUCACACGGGCAUAAAGCCAUAUACCUGUGGUACCUGUGGGAAAAGAUUUAGUCAGACAUAUAUUUUGAAUAAGCACAUUCGUGCUCACACAGGUACAAAGCCGUACAUCUGUGGUACCUGUGGAAGAUCAUUCACACAGAAAUCUGUUUUAGACAAGCAUUUAGAGAACCAUACAGGUGCACACACCUGCACAAUGUGCAACAAAUCUUUCAGACGUAAAAGUUAUUUGACAGACCACAUGAGAGCACACACAGGUGAGAAGGUUUACUCUUGCAGCACCUGUGGAAAAAGGUUCAGUUGGAAAUCAGGUUUGAAUAAGCACAUUCGUACACACACCAAUACAAAUCUCUACACCUGUGGCACCUUUGGAAGAUCAUUCACAAAAAAAAGUUACUUGAAAAGUCACUUAAAAAUCCAUACAGAUGAAAAACCGCGCAUCUGCACAAUGUGCAGCAAACCUUUUAGAUAUAAAUGUGAGUUGACAGUCCACAUGAGAACACACACAGGUGAAAAGCCGUACUCCUGCAACACCUGUGGAACAAGAUUCUUAACAAAAUCAAAUUUGAAAAGGCACAUUCGUACUCACACAGGUAUAAAACCAUAUACCUGUGGUACCUGUGGAAGAUCAUUCACACAGAAAUCUGUUUUAAACAAGCAUUUAAAAAUCCAUACAGGUGAAAAACCACACACCUGCACAAAGUGCAACAAAUCUUAUAGUCAUGAAAGUAAUUUGACAGUCCACAUGAGAACACACACAGGUGAGAAGCCUUACUCCUGCAGCUGUGGAACAAGAUUCUAUACAAAAUCACAACUGAAUCGGCAUGUUCUUAGGCCGGCCACACACCACGCGAUUUCUAAAUCUGAAAUGAUUGUAAAAUCGUGAGAGACCACAGUUGUGUUCAUGGUUGUAAGCGGUGAAAGUAUGUAUGAUCUGGAUGUGAAGCUAUCCGGUGCGCUCGCUUUCAUUGGUUGUUGUGGGUACUCUGUCAGAGGCACCACGACCUAGAAUCGUAAAUAUUAAGUGUGUUUGAUAUUUACGAUUCUGGAUUUUGGAGGUUAUGACGCAGUUUGGAGCACUAAACAAUUGUGUUGACACCACACGCAUGCAGACUACUUAAAGGUGCUAUACAAAUAAAGUUAUUAUUAUUAUUGUUAUUACUACUCAGGCAAACAGUUGUUUGCAACAAGGCUACUCUCGGGAUACACCCCCAGGAUCGUCGAGGGAGGCAAAUCUUGCCCCAAAUUGGGCUUAAAAUCCUGUAGUGUGUGGCCGGCCUUACACAGAUAGAAAUCUCUACACCUGUGGUACCUAUGGAAGAUCAUUCACAAAAAAAGUAACCUGAAAAGCCACAUUAAACUCCAUAAAGGUGACAAACCACAUAUCUACACAAUGUGCAGCAAAUCUUUUAGAGAUACAUAUACAUUGACAGUCCACAUGAGAACACACAGGUGAGAAGCCUUUCUCCUGCAGCACCUGUGGAACAAGAUUUAGUGAGAAAUCUUAUUUGAAUCAGCACAUUUGUUCUCACACAGGUUCAUACACAGGUAUGGUACCUGUGGAAGAUCAUUUACCAAGAAAUGUUUUCUGGACAACCACGUAAAGAUCCAUUCAGACAAUAAUGGUUAAACUUCCUAAACAUGUGGCAGGUCUCUCGGAAUUGGUGCUGACUUGAUGGUUGAUGAGAGAAGAACUGACACUGCUGUGAAGCUGUAGCUUUGAUAUCUGAGAUGUGCUAGAAAAAAAACUUUGACUCCUCUACUUUUUCAUAACUAGUGCUAGGUCACGUUACUGUUAAAGUUACCUGUUACUUGUAUUGACGUCCCCCAUCACAAACACCUCUCUGCUAUCAUUACCAACAUCUGUGCAAAUAAAGCCAUCUCACCGACUAGGUCUGUGUCUUACCAAAGCCAUAAAACUUUUACCUUCUUGAACUGACGAAUCAUAAAACAAAACCUUCCUACUUCUAAACAACCAAACCAGAUGGUGAUCAUAGAUAACUUGUUCUCUCUGCAAGACUUACACUGUAUGGGCUAGAAGUCCCAUAACUACUGUAAACAUCAUAUGUUUCAACAGGAAAUGUUUGUAUUCAUUUGAGGUAGCUCCCAUGGAACACCACGAUAUGUUGCAUAUUCCUCUAACAUGUAAUAUGGCUGAGAGAUUCAUUUGUAAUUUUAAUUCAGAUGUCUUCCAUGGACCAACAGUGCCAUCUACUGUCCAGUAUUGGUCACACAUACAACUACGCGUGACAAAUUCCCCUUGUGUCUUCAUACUUCAAUGUUGCAUGGCUGGCCAGCCAUGUUGUUUCAUGUUUAACUGUGACAGUUUAAUUGAUGUUUCAUUGAUUCUUAAUUGAUGACUUUUAUAACCAUUUAUGCUAUUCUUGCAUGAUCUUAUUGAAUUACUAAUUCGAUGAAGAGUGGUUCACAAGGUGACGUUUGAUCUCCCUGAAGAUGGAAAACUCAGAUGGAGUUGGCCCUCCCUCUUUUCUCUUUAAGUGGGCAGUCUCCAGUCUAGAGUUUUUCUUCUACAUGUCUUUUAUCUUUCCUUCCUUUUUCUUCUUAAGUUAUUGAAGCAAGUUUUUUUUUUUUAACUUCUCUGUUAAACACGUCUCCUGCUUUGUUUCUUACAAGUCUGAGCCAGGUUCAAUAAUUUAAUUGAACCUCGACCUUUAUUUGGAUCCAGCACAAAUUCUUUAAUCUUUUAUAGCCUCUGCGCUCGUUUUUGCAGCAGAGUUUUUUUUCUUUUCCUGGCACGUCCAGACUUCAUCACUGUGAUCCAAUAAUCAAAGUGAUGUCGACCAUACUGAGACAUUAAUUUUGAUAUUGAUUGGAUGAAUUAAGAACAGUUUUUUUGGAAAGAGACGAGUCAUUCAGGACCCUUGGGAGAGACCCAUCUUGCCGUGUUUGUCAGACUGUCUUCUCUGAGUGACCCACCUGGCACUGUUGCAGAGCAAAUCGGCUCAACGAUCAAAGACCCAACCAUCUGAUACCAACGGUCGCCCCAGACUCUUUGGAACCUCCCAGGCAGUCCAUCUCCUCGUCCUUAUUCUACGGCAAACAGUAGGAUUCUGAUCCAACUCAUUAGGGUUGACUGCGUCUCCAACAGUUCCAUUAAAACAAUUAAUUCAUUCUGAUGUUUUUUUUUUUUUUUUUUUAAUUUACAUCCCAAAUUCUAGGCCGUUAAUGAUCUUUUUAUUUAUUUUCAAAUCAUCCACUCUCCAUCAAACUAGAGUAGCAUCAUUCCUUUAUUAUCACAUUUGGUCAUUAUCUGUUUAUUCACUCGCAUUAUAUUCACA